GAUUUAAAGUAUGAGUCCAUGUGGCAAGAUUUAAUCUUUCUAUAAAUGCCCACGAAUUGUCGUCUUUUUAAUUUCCCCGGUCGGUAGUUUCUCUCACUAGAACGUUCUCUCUCUGUUUAAAGCUCUUCUAAUAUGGCAUCUCAAGCCAGCUUGCUCCUUCAAAAACAGCUUAAAGAUCUUUGUAAGAAUCCGGUGGAUGGAUUCUCGGCGGGAUUGGUCGAUGAGAAUAAUAUUUUUGAAUGGAGCGUUACCAUUAUUGGACCGCCUGAUACGCUUUAUGAAGGGGGAUUUUUUAAUGCCAUUAUGAGCUUUCCAUUCAAUUAUCCAAAUAGCCCUCCAACAGUGAAGUUUACCUCAGAGAUAUGGCAUCCUAAUGUUUAUUCUGAUGGACGGGUUUGCAUAUCAAUUCUUCAUCCCCCAGGUGAUGAUCCAAAUGGCUAUGAGCUUGCAAGUGAACGCUGGAUGCCUGUCCAUACACAAGGGGACACAGGGUGGUCAAAACAAGCUGAUGGAUUUGAAUGGAGUGCUGACUGAUUCUAAGCUAAAAGAAAGAAUAAAGUCCAAGACAAUAUGUAAGAUACAGUUCAUAACCCAAGAGAAGGAAGACUAGAAGUUCAAAAUAAUAUGUAGGAUACUGUUUAUAAUCCAAUUGAAGGAAGGGAAAAAUGUCUCCCCUUUAUUUUUAUUUGCUUGAAAAACUAAGAUUCUUAAUGAAUGAAAGCAGCUUGUAAAAGGAGCUUUUUAAAUAAGUUUGGAUGUCAUAUGCAAGACGUGGUUCCCUCAGAAUAAUUCUAUGGUUCCAGAACUCUUUGCUCUUGUAGACUUGUACAUAUUUAUGGUUAUUUGCUUGUAUGCAUUUUAAGCUGAAUCCAUAAAAAGACCCCUGAAUGUAGUGUAUGUUGAUCGUUGACCUCAUUUAUGAUGCGAAGUAUCUGUAGAAGGCAAAUGGCAUGAAGCUAGAUAGAUUUCACUAUCACCUGCCUGCUUUCAAACUCCAAAACAACCUUCACCUGGAAUGUUGAUUCUUUUAAUUUUCUGCUUUCAAAUUUUGUUUAUUCAUCACUUUCUUUUUAAAUUGUUAAAAUUACAUCAAUUGGUCAUCACCAACAAUUUAUGCGAAGAAAUCCAUUAGGUAUCAAAGUUCUAUGGAGGUAUGAUAAUUACAUGUGAAUUAUGUACAGUUAGAAGGAUUUAAUUAGUAUGUAUGGAUGUGGAAUGAGAUGUAUUGAUGACCUCCCGUUUUCUCCUGUCCUUUUUUUUAUAUUGAACAAAAUAAUUUCCAUUUUUUCAUUGUCAGUGUAAUUACAACCAGUGUCCUUGCAUAUAUACUCAUUUUAGAUCCCCACCCCACCCCAUCCCAAAUGGUUAUCUUUGCAUCUAUGAUUGUAUUUGUUAGGUAUGAUGAGUUCUUUCCGUUUCUGGGCAGGUUGAAAGUAUUGUGUUAAGUAUCAUAUCAAUGCUCUCCAGUCCUAAUGAUGAAUCUCCAGCAAAUGUUGAAGCUGCA
Manihot esculenta (cassava) is the source of this 1504-nucleotide messenger RNA. RefSeq names its product ubiquitin-conjugating enzyme E2 7. Gene Ontology annotation, biological process: ubiquitin-dependent protein catabolic process; protein polyubiquitination. The coding region runs from base 133 to 534 and encodes 133 amino acids. The transcript has 5 exons. Lineage: Eukaryota; Viridiplantae; Streptophyta; Magnoliopsida; Malpighiales; Euphorbiaceae. The record is from RefSeq and is a predicted model, not a curated record. Gene Ontology annotation, molecular function: ubiquitin conjugating enzyme activity.